GAUGGUCGUUGCUUUAACUCCCGGAUAUCAAAUUGCCGCCAUUGUUAUGUCCUUUUUUCUCAGCUUCUGGAACUUGUUCUCCGGUUUUCUCAUCCCACGUCCCCUAAUACCGAUAUGGUGGAGAUGGUACUACUGGGCUUCGCCGGUUGCAUGGACAAUAUACGGGAUUUUCACGUCGCAAAUAGGAGACCAAACAGGAGAUCUUGAGCUAACGGGAAAUAUCGCAACGAUGAAAGUGAAUCAGUUUCUUAAAGAGGAAUUAGGGUACGAUCAUGAUUUUCUUAUCCCGGUGGUGUUUGCGCAUGUCGGAUGGGUGUUGCUCUUCUUCCUCGUUUUCGCGUACGGGAUUAAGUUCCUCAACUUUCAAAGAAGAUGAUUGUGAGAAAUUAAUUUUGAGGUUUUCGUUUGGGAAAUGUUGUUCCAUAAUAUUUUUUUACAUAUUUUUUAAUUUGGUUUUGAUCUUGUUUUGAAGUUUAUUGGGAUACAUUUGUCUGUUUAUGGAGAGUAACUACUUUCCUUGUAUUUUUUUUAAUAAUUAUGUAUAUUUAGGGUUGGAAAUCGAAACGGAAUCUUCGAAUUCCACCGAUUCUGAUCAAUGUAUUUCA
Molecule: messenger RNA, 605 nt
Organism: Erythranthe guttata (spotted monkey flower)
Lineage: Eukaryota; Viridiplantae; Streptophyta; Magnoliopsida; Lamiales; Phrymaceae
Source: RefSeq, a predicted model, not a curated record